AUGGAUCCUCCGGCCGAGGAGCCUAUCGAUGAGACUCCGCUAGAUUCGGGAGAGUCUGCACCCAAGCCAGAAGAUGACUACGAGACGCUGAAAUAUUCCCUAUUGGGACCCUCUCUGACCAAGGCGGGUCAGGACGCCGUCGACCAGCGCAAGGUAUCGGAAAUUAUCUACAAUGCGUCCAAAGGGUCCAAGUUCUUCAACCACGAACAGACCCGCGAUCGGGUUCUCACGGAGAAGAUCGACCGCAUCCUGAAAGAAAAAGCACGUCUGGAGAACCAUGAUCUCUCGCAUGAUCUGCGACGAGCCGAUCAGGUGCUCGCCGAGCUGGAAUUGACCCGCGAUCUGACGCAGUAUGUCGUGCACGUCGACUGCGAUGCCUUCUUCGCAGCUGUGGAGGAGUUGGAUCGCCCCGAACUUAAAACCGUGCCGAUGGCCGUCGGCAAAGGCGUCCUGACGACGUGUAAUUACGAAGCGCGCAAGUUUGGCGUGCGCAGUGGCAUGGCGUCGUUCGUGGCCCAGAAGCUGUGUCCGCAGCUGGUCUUGCUGCCGCAGAACUACGAGAAGUACGGCGCCAAAGCCAAGGAAAUCCGGGCCAUUUUCGCCCAGUAUGAUCCGCUGUUCGAGAGUGCUAGUAUUGACGAAGCGUACCUGAACAUCACGGCGUAUUGCAACGAGAACCAGCAAGACCCCGAAGAAGUGGUGGACCGCAUGAGGGCCGAGGUUCUCGAGAACACCAAAGUGUCGGUGUCCGCGGGCAUUGCAGCGAACGCCAAAAUCGCCAAGAUCUGCUCCAAUCGCAACAAACCCAAUGGGCAGUUCCGGGUCCCCAACGACCGAGCGACCGUCAUGGAGUUCAUGAAGGAGCUGCCGGUGCGCAAAGUCAACGGCGUCGGGCGCGUGUUCGAGCGGGAACUCGACGCGAUCGGCAUCAAGACCUGCGGUGACAUCUACCCCCAGCGUGCGCUGUUGACCAAGCUUUUCGGAGAAAAGGCGUUCCACUUCCUGGCGCAGUGCUAUCUCGGGCUGGGAAGAACGAAAAUCCAACCGGUGGAGAAUUACGAACGCAAGAGUGUGGGCACGGAGCGCACCUUCAACGAGAUUGGCAGCAAGGAGGAGUUCCGGGAGAAGCUGUGGUCGAUCUCGCAGGAGCUGGAGAAGGAUCUGGCAUUGACACAGUUCAAGGGGCGCACUCUGGUGCUCAAAGUCAAGCUGGCCACCUUCGAGGUUCUCUCACGCCAAUGCCAGCCCCCGCGCGCUGUGUGCGUCGCCAAAGAUCUCUAUUCGUUCGCUCUACCCAUGCUAGAAAAGCUGGAGAAGGAGCAGCCGCAGUUGAAGCUCCGGCUGCUCGGACUUCGGUGCACCAACCUGGUCAGUACCAAGAAGGGGGGAAUCGACUUCUUCGGCUGGGCCACUCGAUCCAAACCGGCCGAACCCAAAGGCGACGAGGCCGAUGUCACGGAGCAAGAAAUCAACACCGAGGAGGCCUUCGAACGAGCGGCUCAUCAGGAGCGGCAGGACGAGAUGAACGAGCUGGAGCAGCUCAGUCAGGAAGUCUCCGACCCGACCAACGAGACGGACGAUGUCGGACCUGCUGACGCACCCGAACCGGAUUCCUGGGAGUGUCCGAUUUGCUCGCGACCUCAAGCGGCAGAUGAUCGGGUGUUCAACGACCACGUCGACUACUGUCUGUCUCGGGGGACCAUCAAGGAGGCGGUCCAAGGGGCGCAGGAGCCGGUUUCCAGGGUGCAGCCACGCAAGAGGAAGGCGACGGGCGAGGAUCCGCGGCAGAAGCGGUUAUUUGUGUAUAAUUUCAGAUAA
This is a messenger RNA of Aspergillus steynii IBT 23096, 1818 nucleotides long. Its product is annotated as Y-family DNA polymerase. The transcript is spliced from 2 exons. The record is from RefSeq and is a predicted model, not a curated record. Bases 1 to 1818 code for a protein of 605 amino acids. Gene Ontology annotation, cellular component: nucleus. Gene Ontology annotation, biological process: error-prone translesion synthesis. NCBI's taxonomy places the organism in Eukaryota, Fungi, Ascomycota, Eurotiomycetes, Eurotiales, Aspergillaceae. Gene Ontology annotation, molecular function: damaged DNA binding; DNA-directed DNA polymerase activity.